Messenger RNA from Exophiala xenobiotica, 2707 nucleotides. RefSeq lists its product as uncharacterized. The record is from RefSeq and is a predicted model, not a curated record. NCBI's taxonomy places the organism in Eukaryota, Fungi, Ascomycota, Eurotiomycetes, Chaetothyriales, Herpotrichiellaceae. Gene Ontology annotation, cellular component: translation release factor complex. Bases 147 to 2303 code for a protein of 718 amino acids. Gene Ontology annotation, biological process: translation; translational termination; nuclear-transcribed mRNA catabolic process, deadenylation-dependent decay. Gene Ontology annotation, molecular function: GTP binding; GTPase activity; translation release factor activity. The transcript has a single exon.
AAUUGACCGCGACCCAGACUCAACGCACCGAAUUUCCAAAUUCUGUCUGUGAUUCCUACACACAUCGACUCAAAGAUUUUGCAAUCGAUCUCCUGCCGACCUCUCCUUCCCCUCUGCUAACGUCGACGAAUAUUACAACGUCCAUCAUGGCGGGCAAUUUCGAUUCGUGGGAAGAUGCAGCGGCGCAAGAUGAAGACCUUUCAAGACAGACACAAAACAUGAACAUGAACGCAAACUCAUUCAGGCCUGGAGCCGGUGCUUUUCAGCCUGGAGCCGGUGCUUUUCAGCCUGGAGCCGCUUCGUUUCAGCCUGGCGCUACCACGUUCCAACCUGGUCAGCCAUAUCAACAGAACGGCUACCAAAACUACGGCUAUGGCCAACAGCAAGGCUACAAUCAAUACCCUCAAUAUAGCCAAGGUUUUAAUCAGUACCAACAACCUCAGCAGCCUCAGCAGCCUCAGCAACAACAGCAAGGAUACAACCAAGGAUAUAGCGGUCAAUUUGCUGCUUACAAUCAGUCACCUGGGGCUUUCCAACCACGACAAGGCGCUCCCAUAAGCAUUGCCAAAAGAUCAGACCCUCAGCCUGCAGCUGCACAAACACCGGCACCUCAGGGUCAGCCGACCCCAGCCCCAGCCGCUGAGAAGGCACCAGCCCCCGCACCAAAGCCGGCGGCGGCGGCACCUCCCAAAGCGAAAGUCCUGUCAAUUGGUGUCCCUACCUCUACAUCUGCGUCUCCGAAGAAACCCGCCUCACCUACAACCAAAGAUGCGCCUGCCAAAGUGGAAGCGAAAUCCGACACAAAACCAGAAGCUGGAUCAAAAGUGACAGCAGCCAAAGCCGUCGAGAAAACCGGCGAAAAGGUGUCGGGCAAGACCUCACCAGCACCAUCCUCAGGCAAAUCCUCCCCAACACCGGCCGAUGCUAAGAAGACACGGACCGCAGAGGAAAUUGCUGCAGAACAAACAGCAGAUGUCGACGCAUCAGUGUUGGAGGAAAUGUACGGAAAAGAGCAUGUCAACAUCAUUUUCAUUGGCCACGUCGAUGCUGGAAAAUCAACUCUGGGCGGCCAAGUCCUCAUUCAGACAGGCAUGGUUGACGAGCGAACACUAGACAAGUACAAGAGAGACGCCAAAGACGCUGGUCGUGAAACAUGGUACAUCUCCUGGGUGCUGGACUUGAACAAGGAAGAACGAGCCAAGGGCAAGACCGUCGAAGUUGGCCGAGGCUUCUUCGAGACCGACAAACGACGAUACACCAUUCUCGACGCACCAGGCCACAAAACUUACGUACCAAAUAUGUUGAGCGGUGCCGCCCAAGCCGAUGUCGCCAUUCUGGUCAUCUCAGCGCGAAAAGGCGAAUUUGAAACCGGCUUUGAAAAGGGUGGUCAAACACAAGAACACGCCAUGCUGAUUAAGACUACGGGCGCCAAAGAACUGGUCGUGGUAGUCAACAAGAUGGAUGACAUCACCGUAGAAUGGUCCAAGGAACGCUACGACGAGAUCGUGGGCAAACUGAAGCCCUAUCUCAAGAAGCGAAUAGGUCUGGACUCGACUUUUAUGCCAAUCUCGGCCCAGACUGGUCUCGGCGUCAAAGACAGGAUUCCCAAGGACGUGGCGUCAUGGUACGACGGCCCCUCCCUGCUCGAAUUUCUAGACGGCAUGGCCAAGAUCCAGCGCAACCUCAACGCGCCGUUCAUGAUGCCUGUCGGCGCCAAAUACCGAGACAUGGGCACCAUGGUCGAAGGCCGUAUCGAAGCCGGCGUUGUCCAGAAGACAGCCUCGUACGUCAUGAUGCCGAACAAGGAAGAAGUCGGAAUCGCUGCGUUGUACGGUGAGACCGAAGAAGAAAUCCCUUACGCGGUCUGCGGCGACCAAGUCCGUAUGCGUCUUCGCGGUAUUGAAGAGGAAGACAUUUUGCCAGGUUUCGUCCUGUGCUCUCCGAAGCGGCUGGUUCACUGUGUGAAAGAGUUCGAGGCGCAGAUCAACAUCGUCGAACUUAAGUCGAUCUUGUCGGCCGGUUUCAAUUGUGUGGUGCACGUCCACGCUGCCACGGAAGAAGUCACGUUUGCGGCGCUGUUGCACAAACUUGAGCCCAGGACAGGACGGAAGAGCAAGAAGCCUCCGCCAUUUGCGGCCAAGGGACAGAACAUUAUCGCACGACUACAGGUUACCAGUGGGGCUGGCAGGAUCUGCGUUGAGCGAUUCGAGGACUAUCCACAAUUAGGUCGCUUCACGCUGCGUGACCAGGGUCAGACUAUUGCUGUGGGCAAGAUUACGAAGUUGAUCUUGGAUGAGGAUUAAGUGCGGGAGGAACCUCGCUCUACCUCUCCAAGUCCAGCUCCCCGGGCCGGAUCUUGUUCCUGGUUGGCAGUCGCAUAACACCCAGAAGCGAAGCAGACAAAGCAUAAUGAUUGAAAUGACCAAAACGAAAUGGCAUCGCCAAAGGGUGAAAGAUGGUCUUACUCUUGAACAGGUAGAACCGCAGCAUCAACGGGGCAAAUGACACUUUGGAUGGGAGCAUAGAUUGUUGGCGUGGGACCCGCACUUCACGAAAGCAUAGAGCUUUACAAUACAGCCGAACCGUAGCUCUAAAUUAACAAGCAAGAAGAAGACAAGAAAUAAAACGCCAGAGUAUAUGCAGAAGAAGCUCACCACAAUUUCUCUUGUCGGGGAGCGGCAAUCCAGUCCCAAGUUUUCGAGCCCAC